CUCUUCUUCGCGGGGAUGGAGACGACUACCACCACGCUCAAGUGGUUUAUCCUCUACAUGAUGGCCUACCCCGAGGUCCAGUCACGUGUUCAAGCCGAGAUGGAUCAGGUGGUUGGAAGAGAGCGAUUACCAGGGUUGGACGAUCGACAGAAUCUUCCUUACACGUGUGCUGUGCUUAUGGAGGUCCAGCGCAAGGGGGCCGUGGUUGCAAUGGGGGUGCCUCACAUGGCUGCUGCUGACGUCACAAUCAAAGGCUACACCAUACCAAAGGGUACUAUCAUCUUUCCUAAUAUCUUAAAUGUGUUGAACAACAAGAACUUCUGGGACGACUCUGACGCCUUCACACCUGAGAGGUUUCUGAGUGAUGAUGGGACGUUGAUCAAGAGAGAAGAGCUGAUAUUUUUCAGUACUGGUCGCCGUGUUUGUCUCGGAGAGCAACUAGCCCGGAUGGAGACGUUCCUUGGUUUUACCAGCCUCCUUCACCGAUUCACAUUCAAGAAGCCAGACAACUCACCACCAUUGUCCUUUAAGGCAGUCCUGGGAGGUACAAGAAGUAGCUUACCCUACCUCACCUGCGCUAUUCCAAGGGAUUCCACUGAAAAUGGUGCUUGAUUGAUUUGUAUUAGUUUGCAGGCACAAAUCCUAGUCAGUCGUAAAAGAGAGUAUGCACUAUACGACUACCAUAGACCAUGUAAUAUAGCUGUUCCUGACACCUACAUUGACACAACCAGGUAGCUAGGCUAGGUUUCUCUCAAGGCACAAUGAUUUUUUGAUAAAGUGUCAAAUUAGGGUCUGUGC
Molecule: messenger RNA, 798 nt
Organism: Strongylocentrotus purpuratus (purple sea urchin)
Lineage: Eukaryota; Metazoa; Echinodermata; Echinoidea; Camarodonta; Strongylocentrotidae
Product: cytochrome P450 2D6-like
Exons: 3
Coding region: 16-612 (198 amino acids)
Biological process (GO): xenobiotic metabolic process
Cellular component (GO): intracellular membrane-bounded organelle; cytoplasm
Molecular function (GO): oxidoreductase activity, acting on paired donors, with incorporation or reduction of molecular oxygen, reduced flavin or flavoprotein as one donor, and incorporation of one atom of oxygen; iron ion binding; heme binding
Source: RefSeq, a predicted model, not a curated record